CUCGUACCUGGCGUGGUGCCCAAGGCAAGACGGACCGACCGACCGCACGACGCUGCUUUCAUGCGAGACUUUGUGUGCGGAGGCGACCGGUCGAUCAUUCGAUUUGUGUGUUUUCAUGCGGCAACGUUCGUGUGCUCCCUGUGGCAGCAUGCCGUCAUGCUUGUGAUGGCUGCGCUGUUCAUCCUGCGGCUGUUGUGCUACCCCCAGCGUCGCCAUCGCGACGGCCACUUGCACAAUGUCAAGACCACGAUGCAUACCUUUUGCUCCAAGCACGUGCUCACAGAUAUGAAGAUUCGCAACGCGUACAACUUGAAAGCGGCUGUGGUUCUCAAGAACUUGUCUGUGGCCGCGCUGAACGCCCGUCCGGUCGCCAUGACCCUAUACUUCUUGACAUGGAAACCGAUUUUACUCACGCUGUACGUUGUGCCGAUCGUUGUCUUCUGCAGGGAAUUCCCACAAGUAAACAACACCGCAAUUCUUGCUGGCGUUGCAGUCGGGUGGGUCGUCGUGCUGGUUGCCAUGGCCUACGUGCACGACUGGGUCUGCCACGUCGCGUUGGUCCCGCUCUUUCAUCACGUUGAGACCGAUGCGAAUGCCCAUGCCAACCAUGACGUGCUGUUGUACCCGGGGCCCACUGCAAACCCCUCGACCAGCUACACACGACUCGCGUCGGCCACGGAUGGGGUCGAUCACAACCUGUACUGCAUCCCCGUGCCCCCGCCACCGUUCGUCGCAAGCUGCAAUGACUUAUCACAUCUUCAAAGCAUACAAGCGUCCUUGACGUACGUGUCAAGAGAGAGCUCCAACGACAGUGUGACGAAGAAACCUCCUCGCCAUUCGGCAACGCACCCGCGUGAUUCCAGCGACAGCUUGCCGACGCGCCUCAUGCCAGCGCCGCUGACGACGCCGACAGACGUGGACGCCCAGAAUACGUCUGCACGGUCGACGAGUCGUUGCAGCUUCGACACUCCAUCGUCAUCGUACGCCUUGUUGCCGAGGGAUCGACCUCAAAACAGCACCACGCCCGAAACCAAAGUGAGUGGUGAGGUGGGGAGUAGAGUUCCGGCCACCGCCUCUGCCGACGACGACCGUGACCUCGACAGCAUCGCGCCACACGAAAUGCGCAGGAAAAUGAAAGUGCCAACCAACGUCAUGCUCGAAUACGAUUCGUUUGAUUUUGACCAAGACGGAAGGGAGCAAACGCCGCCAGCGGCAGCAAGCGUCUACCGCAGUGCACCCGACACGACUUUGUCGGCGUCGCUGUGGACAUCCCCGACCAACUAUGCGAGCGUCGCGUCCGAUGUCGUCGCGCCCGCCUACGGCCACCUUUCCCCCACGUCGACGGCACCGCUGCAUCCGACACCUUGGCCAUUCGACCCUCUCACGCAAGUCUUUCGCACCGUCGCCGACCCUUCUGCGCCGUCCAAACAGGACUCGGUGCACUUGUUGGCUUACGCGCCACCCUCGGUGUCCGUCCACUCGACGUUUCCGUUUGCAAUCUGGGCAUUUCUCGUCCACCAGCGCCAAGACAUGCACGAGCGAGCGACGUCGGAAGACGUCGGGAGCCGCCAGUUGUCGCGCGAAGUGCUCAUGUCGUUGCGGCGCGGGGCCAUCGCCCAUGUCCACCUCGAAGUACCUGCUGAAUUCAUCGUCGAGGAUGGCCCGAUCAAGGCGUUCACUUGGACGGGCGACGUGACAAGCGUCAAGUACAAUGUCCGCUGCAUCGAGCAUCGGCAUGCGCAGGUUCUGUUCAAGGCCACAGUCGUUGUCGGUGCCAAUGUCAUGGUACUCCGCUCGUACGUGUUUGUGACCGCGGCGCACGUGGACGUAGCAAGCAACGCCAUGAUGGAAGAGCUCACGUGCGAGCUGGAACUGCUGCCGAAAACAUUUGAAGAGAUCCCGUACGACUUGCUCGAUUUUAAGGAGCUCGUCGGGGAGGGCCACUUUGGCGACGCCUACCGCGCCGAAUACAACGGCAAGAAUGUUGUGGUGAAGACGCUGAAGGCGCAGGACCACCUCGGUGGCUCGACGGACCAUGUGAUUCAAGAAUUUCGACACGAAGCCGCCGUCCUCAACAUGUUUGGCCACCACCCAAACAUCGUGCCGUUUGUCGGCGCGUCCACGGAUCCGUCCCGCCCGCUGACGCUCGUGACUGCGUUUUUGCCGCAGGGAAGUUUGGAACGCCACCUGUCGACGACGCCAUUGAGCGUGCAUCAAAAGGAAAUCCUCCUCGGCGACGCCUCGGCGGGCGUGCUCAACAUCCACGAAGGCGGGUUCGUCCAUCGUGACAUUGCCGCGCGGAAUUGCCUCGUCGACGAUGCGUUCCGUAUCAAGAUUUGCGAUUUUGGCCUGUGUCGGCGCGUGAAUGCAGUCGUGGGCGGGUCGUACGUCGCAAGCGGAGUUGGCCCGCUCAAGUACAUGGCCCCAGAGUCUCUCGUCCCGCCGCACACGUUCUCAUACGGGUCGGAUGUGUUUUCGUUUGGCGUGCUCAUGUGGGAAACGUUCGCCGAAACCGGCCCGUUUGCAGACUUGUCUGGCGCAGCCGCAGCGGCGUAUGUGUUGGAAGGCGGUCGUUUGGAUCUUCAUCUACCGUCUUCGCAUGGCGGUCGUAGCGUUAUCCCUGACAAGUACCACGCGCUGAUGGCGUCCUGUUUCGCGGAAGACCCGUCGAAACGUCCGACCAUGUCCGAAGUGCAUCGGUUCCUGAGAUGAAGGGCAUUCGGCGCUCGUUUGCAGGAUGACGCCGUACCCCCUCUCUGCGAUCUAGUCGCUAGGGUGUUUGAAAGCAUUAUUUAUACCUCUCA
Aphanomyces invadans is the source of this 2804-nucleotide messenger RNA. RefSeq names its product serine/threonine protein kinase. Bases 61 to 2712 code for a protein of 883 amino acids. Gene Ontology annotation, molecular function: ATP binding; protein tyrosine kinase activity. Gene Ontology annotation, biological process: protein phosphorylation. The record is from RefSeq and is a predicted model, not a curated record. The transcript has a single exon. NCBI's taxonomy places the organism in Eukaryota, Oomycota, Saprolegniomycetes, Saprolegniales, Verrucalvaceae.